UUCAUGGAUAUAAUCGAUAUGAUUUUACUCAAAUAACUUUACUGCUCAUGUCCACUAGUAUCUUUACCAUCCUAUAUAAGACCUGGCUACCCACUUCCCUUCCCUUCCCAUCUCAUUUUUGCAUUGGUUUCCCAUCUCAAACACAUAUCUUUAUCAAAUUCAAUAUCAGCUAAAAUCUCAUUUCUAAAUACUUUAUUCGUGUAAUAAAAAACCAUGCAGACUAAUGAUGUAACAGGGCUUCAAUAUCUAGUUCCUCCAAAUGAAAGUCCAUACCCCUACUAUCCUGGUAUGGCGCAAACUGAUUUAUCCCCAUUUCAAAUCAACAAAUAUACCAACCUAUUAUACAAUCUCCAAAUUGGUUCAAACCUCCCAGAACUCACUCCACAUCCAUCAUGUUUUAGCAACAACUCAACAUCAGAUGAGGCUGAUGAACAGCAGCUAAGUAUCAUCAACGAGAGGAAGCAAAGAAGGAUGAUAUCCAACAGGGAGUCUGCACGUCGUUCACGUAUGCGCAAGCAGAGACACCUAGAUGAGCUCUGGUCCCAAGUUGUUUGGCUAAGGAAUGAGAAUCACCAGCUCAUUAAUAAACUGAACCAUGUAACUGAAAGCCACGAUCUUGUCCUUCAAGAAAAUGUUCAACUCAAAGAAGAAGCUUCUGAACUUCGUCAGAUGGUCACCGACAUGCAGCUCAGUAGCCCUUACUCCACUCUCAGAGAUUUGGGAGAGGUUACUAAUGUAGUCUACCUUGGAGAUAAAACACCAAACUAGUCCAAAAGUACAAUCUGUCCAUUUCCUUAGGGGCAACUAUUAUUUACUUUUUGUAUCCAUUUCUACUUCUUUACUUGAGUAGGUCAAUUAGUCAUUGUCUCUUCCUCGGUUUUAGUUGUGCGUGCUACUACUUGAGGAAAACUAGUGAAGCCAAGAAUACAACUAGAGCAUUCCUGCAAUUGUCAUACAUAUAAUAUAUAAUGAGAUGCUACAUAUUCUCUAGUUCUAUUUAUAACUUUCUUUAAUAAAAUAUGUAUUUCACAUGCUUUCAAAUAAA
Messenger RNA from Amaranthus tricolor (Joseph's coat), 1045 nucleotides. Its product is annotated as basic leucine zipper 43-like. The record is from RefSeq and is a predicted model, not a curated record. Gene Ontology annotation, biological process: regulation of DNA-templated transcription. Lineage: Eukaryota; Viridiplantae; Streptophyta; Magnoliopsida; Caryophyllales; Amaranthaceae. The coding region runs from base 214 to 768 and encodes 184 amino acids. The transcript has a single exon. Gene Ontology annotation, molecular function: DNA-binding transcription factor activity.